Molecule: messenger RNA, 3250 nt
Organism: Zychaea mexicana
Lineage: Eukaryota; Fungi; Mucoromycota; Mucoromycetes; Mucorales; Lichtheimiaceae
Product: fungal-specific transcription factor domain-containing protein
Exons: 9
Coding region: 275-2941 (888 amino acids)
Biological process (GO): DNA-templated transcription; regulation of DNA-templated transcription
Molecular function (GO): DNA-binding transcription factor activity, RNA polymerase II-specific; DNA binding; zinc ion binding
Source: RefSeq, a predicted model, not a curated record
UGUUUUUCUUUCUCUCUCUUUCUCUCGCUCUUGCCUGCUCCACCACACGCUCGAGCUGUAUAGCGCGUGUACACUUUUUCUUCUUUUCCUGCCUUUAUCCAUACCUCCUUCCAAGUAAACCUUUUUAUUUAUCCUUGCUUGUAGCAUAAUAUUAAAAGGCUGGUUUCCGUUUUAAAAGGAACAACCAUUCACUCUUUUUUUUUCUCCUACCACCCCUCUCCACUGCUUAGAAAGAAAAGGCUGUAAGCGAAUAAGAAAGUAACAAAGUCGUCGCAUGUCCAAUCACGAUCAACACCAUUCCACCAGUUAUGGUCAUUCACCUUUAGAACCUGCCCCGCAGUACCCAAUUCCUUCAGCUUCUAAUAACAAUAACAGCAAUACCAACAACAACAACAACAACAACAACACGACAACAUCGUCGUCUUCUACCACAACUGCGCCAGACCAAUCAACACCUUCAGCCUUUUGGCGUAACCCUGUGUACCCUUCAAGUAGUAGUGUUCCUCGCCUUCGCCAGAUUCAACCAACUUCACCUCCAAAUUCCACAAAGGAAGAUCUAUUUAAGCGCUCCGAAGCGACCAUGUUGCCUCCUGGAUAUCCUCCGCCGUUGAACCGACAACCCACCAUGAUGGAACGCCAACAACAACAACAACAACAGUUACAGCAACCUCAACCUCAAUAUGCUUCUUCAUCUUCUGCUGCUGCCGCUGCUGCUGCAGCUGGACCUGGAGGUCGACGAACUAGAAUCACGCGAGCUUGCGAUACGUGCCGGCGCAAGAAGAUCAAAUGUGAUGUCGAUUCUGUAUUCCCCUGUUCCACGUGUCGGCAGUAUGACUGGGAAUGUACCUUCAAUGAUACUGCGAAGAAACGAGGACCGCCUAAAGGCUAUAUCGAAAGUUUGGAAACGCGGUUAAAGAAAAUGGAAAAGCUACUCGAACAAAUGCAAUCGGGCGGCGACUCGGCAGAAGAUGCACACGGACAAAAACGAAAGCGCUCGACGGAUGAAGGCGAUAGCCCGUCUACGGACCCAUCCGAAGAUCAAUCUCAUCAAGGCUCAUUAUCACCUGCACCUACUACUAAUGCUACUGCCUCAGCACAUGACAACACUAACAACGAUGUCGAUACCGCAGACAAGGUGAUGCGCUAUCACGGCAGCUCGUCUGGCUACUACCUAAUGCGUAAUAUGCUUCCAAGCGCACACGGGCAUAAUACAUCAGUGGUAGCGGCAUCACAGCCUCUUGAUGACGAGGGUGAACGAGGCACAGCGUCAACCGAAAACUGUCCUGCUGGCAUCAAGAAAGUGGAUGUGUUUGACGACGAUAUCGUUCUCGUACGCGACUCGGACGACGCGACCCGAGAGGCAACAGAACAGACCGAAGAGCUCGUCCCUCGUAAAGUCAUUGAAACACUAAUUCAUUGUUAUUUUGACAUGCCAAAUACCACCUUGCCGAUUCUGAACAAGGAAGAAUACCUCGACGCUUUUGAAGAGCGCAAAACACCUCCUCCACCUACCCUUCUUACCUACGCAAUUUGUUCGUACGCAUGCUUCUUGAUAAGCUCAGAACAUCCCGCAUUUGCAGAAGCUGGCAUGGGAUGUGAACAAGUCUUCCAUGCACUUGUAGAUCGCGCUGCCCAACUCAUCCGACAUGAUUAUCUGGUCCCAAGAAUUUCAACGAUCAAAGCACUCGUCAUUCUCUGCAGUCUACCUACUUAUUCAACUAGCUCUUACCGAAACUGGAUUCUUGCUGGCAUGGCAGUGCGCAUGGCACAAGACGUUGGAUUGCAUCGCACAGUGAAAACAGACCAAAUGUCCAAAGAGCACGUGGAAGCCCGUAAGCGACUGUGGUAUAGCGUCUACGUAACCGAUCGAUGGUGCUGUGCUGUGAUGGGUCGGCCGCUGGCGAUUUCGGACUCGGAUUGUGAUGUAGAUCUUCCUGAUAUGAAGGGUCCGAACGGCGAAGACUAUGAUAUUUUUGUGAAUUUUGUAAAACUAUCCAGCAUUCUGGGAGAACUAUUACGGCGGAUCUAUUCGCCCAAGGCAAAAGCGGCUGGUUACCGCGGUGCGGUGAUGGAGCAAACCCUGUCCCACUUCCAACGCAUGUUGAUGGAUUGGUUCGAACAGUUACCCGACGAUUGCCGUGUCAUUGAGGAGGAUUUGGCUGCCAUCCAAAAGAACCCAGAUCAAUUCGCUGGAACGAAGAAGCUGGACCAAGGAGGCCCGCUUACAAUUUGCUAUCACUCAGUAACCGUGCUGUUGAAUCGACCCUUUAUUUUGCUUGAAAGCGAAACUGCGGGUGAAGGGGAGACUCUGUACGCUGAUGCAUCCCGCAGAUGCAUGGAAGCGGCUAAGCUAGUUAUCGAUAUUGCGCGAACGAUACCAUCAGCAAGCACAGCACGAUUCGGAUGGAAUUUCUCUGUUUAUUCGGUAUUCCAAGCGACGUUAAUCCAUGUAUACAAUUGCACGAGCAAUAGCCCCGAAAUCGCCAAAAUGUCUCAACAAUAUGCACAUAUCAGUAUGGAAGAAUGUCUGCCUGCAGUGAUGCGAGAUAUUCCGUAUAAGCCGCCAAUCAUUCCGUUCAUCGAGAAAUUGAUUGCCUUACUGGGGGCUGAAUCAUCAAACAAGAAGGAUACUGAUGAAAGACGUGCUGAGUUUGCUGGAGCGAAUGCAUCGGAACAACCGCAGCCAUCAAAUGCUUCACCUAUGAGCUUGCAGCAAAUGAUCUCUGCAGAUCCAAACGUGCCUGCAACAGCAAACGCUGGACCAGCUACCGGUGACCAGUGGGGCAACAAUGCGUAUCCGUCUACUUCUACCCAAGCAACUUGGCAACAAUUGUUUUCAUCUGCAGGAGCUCCGUUCACAGCUGAUUCUUCGACCGGACUUGAUUUGCAAGGUAUCCUUUUCGGUAACCAGCCCAACGAUCCAAACUUCUUUAUGCAGUAAUAUAAUGAACAAAACCCCCAAUGUAAAUAGAGACCUUUGUUGCUUGUCAGCUUCAAUCCAUUCAGUAAUAACGUAAAGUAAACACCUUCCUGCAAGUAGUAAUAGCUCAACCAAGAAUUGCUGUUAUAUGAAUCUAGCAUCUGUGAUGUAUACACAUACUACUGUUGUUUGCAAAUUUGUUUCGGGUUGAUUGCGAAUGGUAUGUAUAUGUGCCUGCUAUACGUAUAUAUAGUGGUUGAGACGGACAGAAGAUGAUGUACAUAUGGUGCACCAUAUCACUACCGAAAAAUUAAUCCUAAAAAGUUCCAG